ACGGACCGUUCGUCAAUCAAUCCUCUCUAACUCCAGGGCUAGUGAUUCGCGAGCCGCGAGAUGCGGCUACAGCUGCUCGUCGCGACGUCGCUCCUGGCCGCGCGAUGCCGCGCCAACGCCGAGGAGAGUCCGCUGCAGCGGAGGAUGGCCGGGAUGAACGUCCACGGAAGUCCCCGGCCAUUCGGGGCCGAGCGGCCCUCGCGCGCCGAGGAGUUCAACCUCACGGGAGUCUUGCAACCCGAGUACCAGAUUCGGGCGACCCUCAAGCCCAACAACGUCUCACAGUUUUAUUACCUGAGCCCGAAAACUGGACCGCCGCCGACGCUUCUCGUCAGCCCAUGCAGUGGACCGAUAUCUUGGAGCAUCAGCUACGUAGGGCCUCCCGAAACCGAUCAGCACGCGGAAGGCACCAAGUCUCAAACCCACUGGCCGCUCAAGCAGAUGAUAACGGGCUCGCCACUUUUCAAGUACGAGGGCGCAGAGACCCGAAAUUUUACGAUCCCUGCGGCUCAGGCCAACCUCUACCGCAUCGAGAUGAAGCCCCUGAGCCCGCCAAUGCUCGAUUUAAAGACUCGCUCGCCAAACACAGUCCUCCUCUACGCGACUUCCGACGCCCUCGGCCAUCUUCCUGGGAACCUCGUAGUCCCGCUUAGAGGCAAACGGCACCAGCCCCUCCUCGAAUUCCAGCAGAGAUGGAGCAGGCGCAGACUCAUCGUAUCCUGGAACAAAAGUUCCUUGACGUCACGUUUCAGUCACGUAAACCCGGACACGUCGAGCUACCUACUGGCCGUGACGUCGGGCGCUCACUUGCACCCGCCGACCCUCUGUGCCGCCGAGAACAUCCUCAAGAAACAUCCUUGUCCCAGCAGGUCGAGCGGGGCUAUCCAGGACCAGCAUAGGAGCGAACCCGAAGGGCUGCACUGCGUCAGAAGGACCAAACUCACGCUUUUUGGCGUCAAGUACAACACCACCUACUACUUCACUCUAUAUAUCAUGAAUACGCAUAAUAAUGUAUCGAGUCGAGUAGCAAUGGAUUCCUUUAGAUUUCAGAGAAAGCCACCAAUUAUUCUACAGAGUGGACGUUACGCAACUACCAACUUAAGAAAAAGUGAUGGCUUUGCGAUUUUUCGAUAUAAGCCACGGGAAAAUACCAGCACGGUAUUUAAUAUUCUUGCUUGCGGUGCUUGUUCAGUCAAAGCAAAAUUUCGAGGACCAGGAUAUUAUCUAGAAGAACAAAUUGGUGGAGAGUUUUUAUUGCGAGCACCACCCCUACCAGUAGGCAGAAGAUUCAGCAUUCAAAUAACUGCAUCGCAAUCGGAUUUGGUUAAAAUGUCCAAAGUGAAAAUUUUGGCUACUGACGACGAGCCUUUAAACGAUAACUCGGCGACGAGGAGUUCGCCAUGGGAGUAUCGGAUGCCGCGCAAGUGUCGUGCUAAGCCGGCUUCAUGGUGCGCAAGUUCCCGAGGUCCGCGGACCCCGUCCGGUGCCGCCUCCUCGACUACGGGACCCUGUGCCGGUCAGGAGGGAAGGGGUCCGACUCACGUAUCGACGAGGCCCUGUCCUGGCCCCUGAGCACCCAACCGAGUCCUGGCUGCAUCGUCAAAAUGGCGCUGCGCAAUCCCUCCCGGUCCCUCGCAACGCCGUCAGGAUCGCAAAUCCCCAGCUGUGA
Ceratosolen solmsi marchali is the source of this 1669-nucleotide messenger RNA. It is a transcript of the gene nord, whose product is annotated as neuron derived neurotrophic factor nord. The coding region runs from base 61 to 1572 and encodes 503 amino acids. NCBI's taxonomy places the organism in Eukaryota, Metazoa, Arthropoda, Insecta, Hymenoptera, Agaonidae. The transcript has 7 exons. The record is from RefSeq and is a predicted model, not a curated record.